Bombina bombina (fire-bellied toad) is the source of this 3380-nucleotide messenger RNA. RefSeq names its product zinc finger protein 260-like. Bases 321 to 2390 code for a protein of 689 amino acids. Gene Ontology annotation, molecular function: DNA-binding transcription repressor activity, RNA polymerase II-specific. NCBI's taxonomy places the organism in Eukaryota, Metazoa, Chordata, Amphibia, Anura, Bombinatoridae. Gene Ontology annotation, biological process: negative regulation of transcription by RNA polymerase II. The transcript is spliced from 10 exons. The record is from RefSeq and is a predicted model, not a curated record.
UAACCCUAGUACCUUAUCUGCAGGUAUAUAAUAUUAUAUAGAUAUUCCCAUUGCCUCACAUACAAAUACCUCACCAGUGCAUUAUUUACAGACAAAUAUUAUUAUAAAGAGGAUCCCUCUGUCUCACACACACAGCCUCUUUCCAGAAGUUCCAAUACUUUAUCCUCGAGUAGCAGCUAGAUCCCUUGCAGCAAAAGGACCGUGAACUCCCAGAAGCCACGUGACUGCAGUGACCUCAUCUGUCCUUUUACCGGACUGGAUCUAGCUACUACCAGGUGUCACAUUUAUAGCAUCUGACUCAGUCACUGACAAAGAACAAGAUGAACACAUGCAGGAAGCUGAUGGCAGAGCAGUUCCUGAGUCAGGCCCUGGGCAUCAUCUGCCUGCUGACCGGAGAGGAAUACACCAUUGUGAAGAAGAGGCCCUCCCAAAGCAGCAUACAACAGCUGAGCGGAGAGGUGCCUAUAAAGUGUGAUGAUGUUGCUGUGUAUUUCUCUAUGGAGGAGUGGGAGUAUAUAGAGGGACACAAGGAGCUUUACAAGGGCGUCAUGAUGGAGACUCACCAAGCAGUAAGGACUAUGGAGAUCCCAGGAAAUGAGAGCUUAGAACUAACAAGUCACAGAGAUGAAAAUCUAGACACAGGAACACAUAGAGAACUUGUACAGAAUAUUCAGCCAGUGGAGACCCCAUCAGACGUCUCUGCAGAACUAACAGGACACCGUGAUGAAAAUCUAGACACAGGAGCUACUGAACUUGUACAGAUUAUUCAGCCAUCAGAUGUCUCUGCAGAUGUAAACAAUGCUAAAAUUGUAUGUAACACGGAACAAACAGAAGAUCAGUGGCUAAGUAAUAUGACAGAAGCUGCAGAGCAGGGAAUAUGUGACAAUAUAAGUACAGGUGAAAAAGAUGCUAAGAUUUCAUGUAACACAGAACAAACAGAAGAUCAGUGGCUAAGUAAUAUGCCAGAAGCAGCAGAGCAGGAAAUAUGUGACAAUAUAAAUACAGUUGAAAAAGAUGCUAAGAUUUCAUGUAACACAGAACAAUCAGAAGAUCAGUGGCUAAGUAAUAUGCCAGAAGCAGCAGAGCAGGAAAUAUGUGACAAUAUAAAUACAGGUGAAUUCACAAACCACAAUAAUCCUAGUCAUGAUCAGAGUGCAGAUGCUUCUUUAAAUCUUCAUCAAAGAAGCCAAGUGGGAAAUUUAUGUUCUAUAUGUGGGACAUGUUUUAACCGUAAAGGGAAUCUUGUUGUUCAUCAGAAAAUUCAUACAGGAGAAAAAAAAAAGUCAUGUUCUGUAUGUGGGAAAUGUUUUACUCGGAAGUCGUAUCUUAUUGUCCAUCAGAAAAUUCAUAGAGGAGAGAAAGAAUUUUCAUGUUCUGACUGUGGGAAAUGUUUUACUCAGAAAUCAAAUCUUAUAACGCAUCAGAAAAUUCAUACAGGAGAGAGAGCAUUUUCAUGUUCUGACUGUGGGAAAUGUUUUACUCGGAAACCAUAUCUUAUUGAUCAUCAGAAAAGUCAUACAGGAGAGAGAGCAUUUUCAUGUUCUGACUGUGGGAAAUGUUUUACUCGGAAACCACAUCUUAUUCGUCAUCAGAAAAUUCAUACAGGAGAGAGAGCAUUUUCAUGUUCUGACUGUGGGAAAUGUUUUACUUGGAAGCCACAUCUUAUUCGUCAUCAGAAAAUUCAUACAGGUGAGAGAGCAUUUUCAUGUUCUGACUGUGGGAAAUGUUUUACUCGGAAACCACAUCUUACUGAUCAUCAGAACAUUCAUACAGGAGAGAGAGCAUUUUCAUGUUCUGACUGUGGGAAAUGUUUUACUCGGAAACCACAUCUUAUUCGUCAUCAGAAAAUUCAUACAGGAGAGAGAGCAUUUUCAUGUUCUGAGUGUGGGAAAUGUUUUACUCAGAAAUCAAAUCUUAUUACGCAUCAGAAAAUUCAUACAGGAGAGAGAGGAUUUUCAUGUUCUGACUGUGGGAAAUGUUUUACUCUAAAAUCAUAUCUCAUUGAUCAUCAGAAAAUUCAUACAGGAGAGAGAGCAUUUUCAUGUUCUGACUGUGGGAAAUGUUUUACUCGGAAACCACAUCUUAUUCGUCAUCAGAAAAUUCAUACAGGAGAGAGAGCAUUUUCAUGUUCUGAGUGUGGGAAAUGUUUUACUCAGAAAUCAAAUCUUAUUACGCAUCAGAAAAUUCAUACAGGAGAGAGAGGAUUUUCAUGUUCUGACUGUGGGAAAUGUUUUACUCGGAAACCACAUCUUAUUCGUCAUCAGAAAAUUCAUACAGGAGAGAGAGGAUUUUCAUGUUCUGACUGUGGGAAAUGUUUUACUCGGAAACCACAUCUUAUUCGUCAUCAGAAAAUUCAUACAGGAGAAAGAGCAUUUUCAUGUUCUGAGUGAGGGAAAUAUUUUACUCUAAAGUAAAAUCUUACUAAGCAUCAGAAAAGUCAUAUUAAAGGAAAUAAGAACAUAACCACUUAAAGGACCUCUCAUUGCAGAAGAAUUGCAUAAUAAACAAGUGCAUAAUAAAAAGACAAUUAUUUAACACCUACUCUGAAUUUCAAAUAAGCAGUUGAUUUUCUUCUGACAAAUUAAUUUUUCUCCCAUUUUCCUGCACCCUGUAUCAUGUGACAGACAUCAGCCAAUCACAGACUAGUAUGCAUAAACCCUGUGAGCUUGUGCACAUGCUCAGUAGGAUCUUGUUCCCCAGAAAGUGUGAAGAUAAUUUGAUAAUGGAAGUACAUUGUAAAGUGUCUUUAAACUUUUAUGAUUCAGAAAGAGCAUGCAGUUUUUUUUUACUUGAGUUUCCCUUUAAGAGAAGAGUGGCAUGUAGUUAUCACCCACACAAUAACUAGUAAUGAUAAUGACUACAUGUUAUCCUUGGGGGGGGGGGCGCUUUUGAAGUAGUUUGAGGCUCCUUCUGCACUGCAAGAAUUUACUAGGUGGCUUACUGUAUUUGUCAUACCUGGGGGCAUCAUGAGUCCCUAAAUUGGUUUUAAUAGCCAAGUGAUCACAUGGCACAAAUAAAAUGCCCUGUUGAUGAAGCCGUCUUUGCAAUUUAGGUACUGUUGAAGGCGUUCUAGUCAGUUUAUCACUGAGGUGACAGAGUUCGGAAUUUAAAUUGACCAGUUGUUUAGGAUAUGCCCCUAUGUUAUUAUAAAAAAUGCAAAAGCCCUUGUCUAGAAUAGGAGUGCCCCCCUUGUUGCAUAAAAUGAUAACACUACAUUUUUUUUUCAUUUUUGAUGUUUAAUUGCAAAAUUAUAUAUUAUAAAUAUAUUCUCUAUUUAUGCUAUGAUCCAGAACAGUUUUGACUAGAGUUGAGAAAAAAAAACUAUUUUUACACUGUAUUGUUUAUGACCUUGUUUAUUAAAAUGGUUAUAAAAACAAAAA